AUGGCAUUAUCACGAAGCGCGCAGGUCUGGCGGUUGCCUGUUGUGUUGCUGUUGUUUAUAUUCGCAUUUGCGACCGUUUCGAUAGCUGAAAGCAUAAAACAAUCAGCUUCCCAGGGUCGAGAAACAGGGGAGCCGUUUUAUGAGCCCAAGAACCAACAUGCUAUUCAUGAUACUCCAUCACCAUCCCAAGAGACCUCGAACGAAACCCCCAAAGACACGCCCAGCUAUUCCCUCGCCGAGACCAACAUCCUGCGCGAUCUUCACUCUACCCUCUCUACGAUGCAAGACCACUACUUCGAGGUAUGGCUCGGUAAAUACACAUCAGCCAUAGACUGGACGGGCGCUGUGAUGUCCACGUACGUCUCUUCUACCCUCUCCUCGCUUUCCCGCUCGCUCUCCUACACGAUGCCCGGAACAUUCGACAAGAGUCGGAAACUGGAUGUCGAGGCGCAGAGGGUCGAGAACGAGAUAAACAAGUACUUUGCGCAGACUUCUGCCUACUACUUUGGCGAAGAUCACUUUGCGAUAAGGAUGCAAGCUUUCGAUGACAUGCUAUGGGUAGUGUUGGGUUGGCUGGAGGCCACAAGAUUCGUUGAAAGCCAUUCCGUUGGACACUACACGCCUAACAAAGCUGGAGGAAAGGAAUGGCAUGCGUCCCAGUUCGUACCCGCUUUUUCACAUCGCUCGCGCGUGUUCUAUGAAUUGGCAGAAAAAGGGUGGGAUUGGAGACUUUGCGGAGGUGGAAUGACGUGGAACCCAAGUUUAUUGCCAUACAAGAAUGCGAUUACGAACCAGCUAUUCAUCUCAGCAAGCAUCAGCAUGUAUCUCCACUUUGCUGGAGACUCGAAUUGCUCGCCUUUCAUCUUGCAGCAUGGCAAGUCGCGGCCGCAUGAGGAUCAACUAUACGACGACUGCGACAGCAAGAAUCGAGAACGCUACGAUCCUGUGUAUCUUGCGAACGCACUGAAUGCUUACAACUGGCUCAAACAGAGUAACAUGACCAAUGCCCAAGGCCUCUAUGUGGACGGCUUCCAUAUUGGCGGAUAUCGCACAAAUCAUAGCAAGACGACAUGCGAUGAGCGAAAUGAGAUGGUGUAUACGUACAACCAGGGUGUUCUCCUCUCUGGUCUCAGAGGCCUGUGGGAGGCCACAGGGGAGACUUCGUACCUUGAAGACGGGCAUGAACUUAUUCGGAAUGUAGUGUGGGCUACCGGUUGGAAGAAAACCAAAUCGUACACACCUUCUUCCACGAGAUUGACGCAGGAAAACGAUAAGAACGCAGCAGAUGGUCAAGAUGUCAUAUCUAACGAAUGGGCCGGUCUGGGCUACAAUGGUAUUCUUACAGAACUGUGUGAUCCAUCUGGUCACUGCAAUCAAGACGGGCAAACCUUCAAGGGCAUCUUCUUCCACCACCUCACAGCCUUUUGCGAACCCUUGCCCACUCGCCCAACCAGGCUAGGGAAAACACACGCAGCGAGUCGCGAAGUAGCCAUGCUACAUGACAACAGCUGUAGAGGGCAUACCGCCUGGGUCGUACACAACGCGCAAGCCGCCCUCAAAACGCGAGACUCGGAAGGCAAAUUCGGAUGCUGGUGGGGUGCUCCUGAAUUCACGCCCCCCAGCCAAUCGGCGUCCCGUCUCAUCCCUGUGUUGCCAGAGAACGCAACCGAUUAUCGCAAUGUUCACGUGCAUUCUUAUGAUGAUUUGUACACGGAGAUCAGUCUUGAUGAGAGAAUUGGUUGGUUUCAAUACGACAGUGAUAAGACAGCGACACGAAAUGGCGGCGAUCUCAAUGAUCGGGGAAGGGGGAGAACGGUUGAGACUCAAGGCAGUGGACUUGCUGUUGUAAGAGCUAUGUGGGAGUUUUUGAAGAGAACGGAUGGUAACAUGUAA
Molecule: messenger RNA, 1893 nt
Organism: Pyrenophora tritici-repentis Pt-1C-BFP
Lineage: Eukaryota; Fungi; Ascomycota; Dothideomycetes; Pleosporales; Pleosporaceae
Source: RefSeq, a predicted model, not a curated record